Molecule: messenger RNA, 1357 nt
Organism: Botrytis cinerea B05.10
Lineage: Eukaryota; Fungi; Ascomycota; Leotiomycetes; Helotiales; Sclerotiniaceae
Exons: 1
Coding region: 162-1091 (309 amino acids)
Molecular function (GO): transferase activity
Source: RefSeq, a predicted model, not a curated record
GGGUACUUUGCAUGCAUGCCGAGAUUAUGGCGUUGGUCACCAGCACUCACUACAUCGACCUUCAGCGAGUGUAAGGGCCUGGGGAUAUAAAUAUCUGGAUUUCCAAACCCACAAUCAUGAGUCGAUUAUAUCUCAAUCAGUAAUUGUUACUUACAGGGAAAAUGGUUGUCCAAGCGGUCUCCGAAUCUUUGAAGUUCGAUCAAUCGCGCUUCCUCAACGAUAUCCAAAUCCUCUCAGCUGCGAUCAACGCACCGUAUUCCGAAUCCACAACCAAAAAGGUUCUCUCUGUCUUCUCUGAUUCUUUCCACGAUGGUGUUGUUCUAUGGCGUGCAACCGACCGCGUGGGCGAUGCUUUAAAUUAUCGCUUUUAUUCCCGAAGACCCAUAGAUACUGUAACCAUUGCCUCGUCAGCUGGCCUUUUGUCUCCAGAUGUCGUCAGCAAUCUAGGGAGACUGGUCACGUCUUGGAGCUCAUUGUAUGAUGGCUUACCAGAAGAAUCAUGUGAUUUCGAUGCCGAGAAGGGUUUAGUAAAAGCAUGGGUAUACAUGAGAGGCAUGAGACCACUCGGUGAUAUUUUGAGUGCCGAGGGGGUACCAGAGAGCUUGAAGCAACAUGAGGAAAGGUUCAAGGCAUUGGAAUUGGAGAAAGUUCGACAUGUGGCGGUCGACUAUCAAAAGGCAACUGUUAAUUUAUAUUUUCGAGCCCAGGGCCCUAUUUCUCUACAACAAGCUACCUCUUUCAACGCGUUAGCUGGUGCGGGACCACCGAGCCAAACUCAAUUUUUGGAAAUGCAAGAAUUUCUCAACGCAGUGGGGUAUACAUUUGCCGUUACAAUUAGGGUUGAUAGCGGAGACAUUGAGAGGGUGGGCUACUAUGCAUUGAAACUGCCCGAUAGAGCGACGAAAAACUGGCCAGUGAUUAAUGCACAGUUGGAAAAGUUUGCGCAAUUUGCACCUAGUUAUGAUAGGGAAGAGAUGAAUGCUGUAGCGUGGAGUUUUGGAGGGACAAAGAGGUAUGUCAAGUUCGAGAGGAGUUAUUGUGGGGAAUUGGUGCCUCUGAUUAAGGGUUGGGGAACUACUUUGAGUUCAUGAUUAGUUUUAUUGGUUAUUUGGAGGAAUUCCAGUUUAAUCACCUUGGGAACACCGACAUAGGUGAUUUUGGUUUUGAAGGCAUAGGGAUUUUAUGAUGGUCAACCGUGUAACCCAUUUUCAGUCACGCUACGGGGUCAAAUUGUCAGCAACGCACAGAUCACCACAUAACGUGGUUUAUCAUCGAGUGGACCAUAUCAUCGAGUGGACCACUUCAAAAUACACCAAAAUGAGCCUCUUCCUAAUAUUUACAUUUUAAUAAUAAAUCA